AUGGACAGCGUGCUCGUCAUCGGCGCGGGCGAGCUCGGUCUCUGCGUGCUCCAGGCCCUCGCCGCCCACCCCAAGCGGCACCACGUCAAGGUAUCAGUGCUCAUGAGACAGGCCACGCUGGAUUCGGCCGCGCCCGCCAAGAAGCGAAUCGUGCAAAGGAUCAAAAACCUCAACGUCCACUUCGAGUCCGCAGACGUGGUGCUAGCCGGCGUGCAGGAGCUGGCGGGCAUCUUCACCAACUACCACACCGUGGUGUCCUGCUCGGGGAUGGAGCUGCCGGGCGGCACGCAGACGAAGCUGGCCGAGGCGGCGCUGCGGGCCAGAGUGCGGCGGUACUUGCCCUGGCAGUACGGGAUGCGGUACGACGUCAUCGGGGAGGGCAGCUCGCAGGACCUGUUUGACGAGCAGCUCCUCGUGCGGCGGAUGCUGCGGGCGCAGAGCGAGACGCAGUGGGUGAUUGUCUCGACGGGCCUGUUUAUGAGCUUCCUGUUUGCCGAGGACUUUGGGGUCGUCGACCUGCGGCGCGGCGUCGCCCGGGCGCUGGGGAGCUGGGACAACAGGAUCACGGUGACGGCGGCGCCGGACAUAGGGCGGGUGGCGGCCGAGGUGGUGCUCGACCCGAGGGGCGUUGGCAACGAGGUUGUUCUCACGGCUGGCGAUACCGUGUCCUACGGGCAGCUGGCGGACCUGCUGGACGAGCACUUUGGCACCAGGUUCGCGAGGGAGCUGUGGGACGUGGACACGCUGAGGGGGCAGAUGGCCGAGGACCCGAGUGCCGUGGUCAAGUAUAGGGAUGUCUUUGCCCGCGGGAGGGGUGUGUCGUGGGACAAGGACAGGACGUUGAACUUUGAGAGGGGGAUGGAGCUGCUGGAUGUGAAGGGGUAUUUGGACAGCGUGAAUUUCAAGGUUGGCGAGGCGUAG
Molecule: messenger RNA, 921 nt
Organism: Metarhizium robertsii ARSEF 23
Lineage: Eukaryota; Fungi; Ascomycota; Sordariomycetes; Hypocreales; Clavicipitaceae
Product: isoflavone reductase
Exons: 1
Coding region: 1-921 (306 amino acids)
Molecular function (GO): oxidoreductase activity
Source: RefSeq, a predicted model, not a curated record